Molecule: messenger RNA, 855 nt
Organism: Canariomyces notabilis
Lineage: Eukaryota; Fungi; Ascomycota; Sordariomycetes; Sordariales; Chaetomiaceae
Exons: 1
Coding region: 1-855 (284 amino acids)
Source: RefSeq, a predicted model, not a curated record
AUGUCUUCUCCUCUCCCCAUCACAACAACAAGAAGAACACAACAGCCGAGGCCAUUGAGCUCCUCGCCGGCACCCUCCCCAGCUUCCGCUUCACCCUACGGGCUUAGACCAACCCGGAAGAUGUCAAUCGCGCAAACCUACUUCCUUGCACACAAGGCCCGGGCCAAGCUCUCCUCGGAGGCUUCCCGGCCCGACCAUAACCUCCGCCUCCUGGUCGGGCACGCCAACCUGCUUGACUCGCUGAUGCUGGAGCUCGCCGACGCCGAGAGGGAACAAGAAUCAUGGUUCAACCAAUCGGUCCGCGGCGCUUCGCCCGCGACCGAGGAGCGGCACAUCCAGUGGGCCGACACAAUCGUCGAGGAGCCCGAGCAAGAUUGGCAGGCCGAGGACGCCGAGUCCGACUCUGACGACUCGGAUUCAGAAAUGGACUUUGACGAGGAGGACGAGGACCUCGACAUGGCCGAUGCCGUUCCCUUGAGGAGGAUACCUUCACAUGGCCUGCUGCCUCCAACAGCGACCACAACCAAGGUUUACGGCUACGACGAUGACUACGAUAUGGACGAUGAGGAGGACUACGAGCACCUUGCGUUACAACGAAGCCCGUCGCACUCGGCGUCGGUGCUUGACUCGCCGCCCGAGCUGGAAGACGAUUCGGAUGGCUCUACAGAAGACGAGCCGAUGCCCCCAUCACCGCCUACAACACUCCUGCCGGCAUUUGAGGAGAAGCAGAUGGGGAGCAGUGCAACAAAAACAGCCACAGCAGACUUGGAAGACAAGACAGCCUUCUAUGAAGAGGGAUUCUACCUCCCACCACGAAAUCCGGCAAGACUGCUUCCCGGGAUAUCAGUCUUCUAG